Messenger RNA from Paramisgurnus dabryanus, 2868 nucleotides. It is a transcript of the gene scly, whose product is annotated as selenocysteine lyase. The record is from RefSeq and is a predicted model, not a curated record. Lineage: Eukaryota; Metazoa; Chordata; Actinopteri; Cypriniformes; Cobitidae.
GCGAUUUAUACUCGUGCGUAGGUCCUACGGCGUAGCAGCGACGGCGUAGGUUCCGCGUCGGUUUUCAUUUAUACUUGUGCGUCGCCGUCCGCGUCGACGUGCAAAGACACGCGAAACCGCUGGUUGGCAGUAAUCACGCGUGUAACCACAGUAGCAGCAGAAGUCGUCACAGAAGAAGAAGCUAAGCAAGUUAACCCACAAACGAAGAAAAAAUAGCAACUUGUUGUGUAUAAUUUGAGAAGACCAGCAAUGAUGUAAGUAAAUAAACAGCGACUUAUGUUGCAGUUUUAGUUAAAUCACUCCUCGACUUGGCUCAUCUUUGUUUUCACCGUCUCAACCGGAAAUACCUAUGACGCAGUUUUUUUUACCUGACGGGAGGGGUUCUGGUGGACCAAUCACAGAGCUUGCGGUCCGCGUAGGUCCGACGCGCUGUUAGGAAUUUUGUGAGGUGCGCGUCAGGCUACGCAGAGCUACGCACAGGCUACGGAUAGCCGCGUAGCACCUACGCACGACUAUAAAUCGCCCUUAACUGUGUGAAUCAUUGACAAGACGCAGAAGAGUACAAGUAAGGCUUGGUAUUCUGUAUUGCACCGAGGCAGUAAUUCAGGUAAUGGCUGAAAAGGCUGUUCCCUCUGUCAUUCUGGAUCACAAUGUAUGGGGCAACUCUGCACAUUAUCCAGGGUCUGACCAGAAUCAUCGUCAUAUUUCUUUGGACCACCAUGUUGCCCCUGAUCAGUCAGACAGAAUAUAUAUGGACUACAAUGCCACGACUCCAGUGGAUCCAGAGGUGGUCAGAGCUAUUACUGAAGCUUUAACUGAUGCGUGGGGAAAUCCCAGCAGUAAUUACCUUCCAGGUCUUAAAGCCAAAGACACUAUUUACCAUUCCAGAGACACCAUUGCAAGAAUGGUCGGGGGAAAUGCAGCAGACAUUAUAUUUACAUCAGGAGGAACUGAGGCAAAUAAUUUGGUGUUUCACACAGCAGUGGAGCAUUUCAGAAAGAGCAUGGCUUCUUCAGAGGAAAGCACACAAAACCAGCAGCUCAAUGGCAGAGGCUCUCUCCCCCAUAUUAUUACUUCCAAUGUCGAGCACGACUCUAUCAAAGUCACUGCUGAACAUUUGUUGAAAGAUGGCAAAGCAGAUGUAACAUUUGUGCCCGUUUCCAAUGUGACUGCACGGGUCGAGGUAGAGGAUAUUAUUGCAGCGAUUUGUCCCACCACCUGCUUUGUAUCAGUUAUGCUGGCCAACAAUGAGACGGGCAUCAUUAUGCCAAUUAAAGACAUUUGUCAGAGGGUAAAGGAAGUAAACAAACAGAGGUCUUUGUCAGCUCCCAGAAUCCUUUUGCACAGUGAUGCAGCCCAGGCUAUUGGAAAGAUUCGAGUGAAUGCACACGAGUUAGGAGUAGACUACCUUACCAUCGUAGGACACAAGGCUGCAGAAUUGGUAAGCCUAAAUCUAGCAGACUAUGAAGCCCAUUUUUUGAAUAUCAGAUUCUACCUGGAGCAGAAGUUGAUUGCUUCCUUUGGAGAGGAUAAGGUUCAUUUUAACAGCCAUUUUCCUGGCUCAGACAUUUUGCCCAACACAUGCAAUGUAUCCAUAUUGGGAAGAGGACUUCAGGGGCGUAGAGUGCUGUCCGCAUGCAGGAGGUUAUUGGCUAGCGUUGGUGCUGCCUGCCACUCAGACAGAGGAGAUCAAGCUUCCCAUGUUCUUCUAAGCUGUGGGAUUCCUUAUGACGUGGCUACCAAUGCCCUGAGGAUCAGCAUGGGCAGAAGUACCUCGCGUGAAGAUGUGGACAUUGUAGUGGAGGACCUGAGAGCCGCUGUAGAGCAACUGCAAAGCAACUGUAAAGAAUGAACUAGCGUUUGACUUCACUCGUUUCACAUAAAACCACAAUCUCAACAGCCGCUGUUUAUUCAUAUCACACAUUUAAGCUAUAUUUUUAUAAACCUGCCGGUGUACAGUACAUUCUCCAAGCUUAUGACAUUCCAGACAACAAUACUUUUAACAAUUGAUUAAAGAUAAAUUACUUUCUGGCGAUCAGGGAUUAAGUAUAGAGAUAAAGGUUAGGAUUCCAAUUUCGAUAGUUUUACACUGCACUGUGAGUGUAUAUUAGUGUAGUUUGUUGUUUGCUUAAAGCCCGAGUUAUAGUCGUGCGUAAGCUCGAUGCCGUAGCUACGCCAUAGGUUAUCUGUAGUCUGUGCAUAGCCUGACAUGCACCUCGCAAAAUGUUUAACAGCGCGUCAGUUCUACACGGACCACAAGGCUGUGAUUGGUCCACCAGAACCCCUCCCGUCAGGUACAAAAAAACUGCGUCAAAGGUAUUUCCAUUUGCGACGGUGAAAACAAUGAUAAGAGAAGUUGAUGAGUGAUUUAACUCAAACUGCAACAAAAGUCGCUGUUUAUUUACUUCCAUCAUUGCUGGUAUUCUCAAAUCAUACACAACAAGUUGCUGUUUCUUCUUCGUUUGUGGGUUAACUUGCCAAACUGCUUCUUCUUUGAAGGCCACGCUGCUACUGUGGUUACACGCGUGGAUACUGCCUACCAGCGGUCUGCCCAUGUGUUUGCACGUCGACGCGGACGACAACGCAAAAGUAUAAAUGAAAACAGAUGCGGAACCUACGCCGUAGGACCUAUGCACAACUAUAACGAGCCCUUAAGGCAGGAGUUGUGGCAUGUGAAGUCAGAUUUAACAAGCGGAUAGUUUGCUUGCUUUAAACUGCUUGCAUAUGACUAUUGGGAAGUCAUGGCCAGUUUAGAGUUCAGGGUUUGUAGGUAUUUGGAGAGAGUUUUACUCUCUUGAUUUUAUAGUAAAUAUACCUAUAUAUUAUCCAAAUUCCCUUUAAGGAAAGUUGCUGCACUUUGCUACCAAU